AAGAUGAAGCCCACAUCCAAAGUGAUAAUGGGAGCAACACUGGUAAUGGUGGUUACUCUUGCCAUUGUGUUGGGCCUAGUACUGGUGCUGCUAGCAGAGCUGUACUGCUCUAUCUUACUCCGCCGGCGCCGGUUUAGGCGCCGCUCUUCCAAUACACCCCCCGCAGCAUCCCAGCUUUCACAAACUGAAAGGCAUGCAGCUUCUUCUCUCAGUAGCUUCUAUGCCCAAGGUGUUUUACAGGCUCCAAGAGCCCUCCUCUUCCCUGUAGUUUCUUCCAAGGACAACAAAGUGGAAACAGAGAAACAACUUCAAGAAGUUCUUGAAAUCCAUACCCAGGAGUCAGGCACAAGCCCUCACCACAUCGGACUCAUAUCCGCUCAGUCCCCAUCAGCUUCCUUUGUACCUUCACCCCAACCCCUCAAAGAAAUUUCGGUUCAAAUUGCUACCGACGGUGGGAACAGAGUCUCUGGUGGGGAAGGGGAGAAUUUUGUUUACAUCUCCAAUCCCAUCUAUGACAAUGAUCACUUAAACAGGGAUAGCAGAGGUGAUAAUACUCCAUUUGAGACUCCUGAUACAUCACCUUCACGUUUGGAGUCUGGUGAUUCUUCAGGGGAGGAUGAGAUUGAGGUAGUCCACUCAUUCCCUUUAACCCCUCCAUUGACUCCAAUGAAGAAGCUCCCAGCAGAAGCAUGUUCAGUUUCAUUGAAGGAUGCCAGGUCACUUGACACUUCAGCUAGUGACUCUCAUGACAAUGGUCUUUCAUCAUCGUCAUCUGGGUCUCCUUGUACUUCACCUUCAUGGUGAUUUGGGUUAUGUCAAAGCUGCUAUCUUUUUCCUUAUGUUAACUCUUUGGAGUGAAAAUGUUGUAUUGUGCAUACAGUGAUGGAAUUUUAGUUUGCUGGAGAGGGAGAAGAUGACAAUAUUAUUUCAUCCUUUGUGCAGGCCUGGCCGUGGCUCGGUCACCAAAGCCACGCCUGUGCCUGUACUGUACUAACUAGAAUUCUCUCUCUCCUCCCCUGUCUCUCUCUGCUUUGGAGGACUGCCUGCCUCUUGUUUUCUUUUGGUUCUGUGUGCUGGGUCUGGCAGAUAAAUAUUAAACGAGGCUUUGUUAUUGUUUUGGGAUUGUGAAGAUGCAUGUGAUGCGUGGGGAGUGGACUAAAAGAGACCCUUAAGAAAAGUAGAAAACCCUCCUCUGUUUUUGAGGGAC
Messenger RNA from Tripterygium wilfordii, 1207 nucleotides. RefSeq lists its product as uncharacterized. Bases 4 to 804 code for a protein of 266 amino acids. The record is from RefSeq and is a predicted model, not a curated record. NCBI's taxonomy places the organism in Eukaryota, Viridiplantae, Streptophyta, Magnoliopsida, Celastrales, Celastraceae. The transcript has a single exon.